GUAACACCUCUCUCAUUGCACCCACCACCAAAACUCCCCGCACCCCCAAACACCUCCUCCCCGCCAACUUUUCCUUCCGGCAGUAUUUCGGAUACGCUAAAAAUCUCUAACAUGGCUCGUCAUCUGCAUACAAGCGAGUAUUCUGACUCGGACUCCUCGAUGCGCCUGAAGUCCAAAGCCCGUAUGGUGGCCUCCGUCUCGGCACUCCUCGCCAUCGCCCGCCGCCUCUCGGGGAAACUGAAGGCCGCCAACUCCAACAUGAUAAAAAACAACCACCAGUCGAAAGUCGCGCCGAAUAAGUCACCGAUGAUGAGGAAGCCGAAGAAGCUAAUGUCGACCAUAAGCAACAAGGCCAUCACGUUCCUGCACCGGAAAAAGAUCGGCGAGGAAUCGGACAGUAGGGGCCGCCUCCACGCUGAGGAGGAGGAGGAGUGGGGGGACGGUGGGGUAUGGCAGAGGUCGAUCCUGAUGGGGGAUAAGUGCGAGCCGUUGAAUUUCUCGGGAGUAAUUUAUUACGAUAUUGACGGGAAGAAACUUAACGGAGCUCCCAUAAGGUCCCCACGUGCAAGUCCUUUGCCGGGGUACCUCGAGAGGGGUAAGAUAAACUGACGGCGCCGUUAACUUUCAAGUGUUUUUCGUCGGAGAAGACGACAUGUUUUCCAGCGUUAAUUUGUCUGUGUUUUUUUUGCUUCGUUUUCGUGGUAUUGCAACUGUUGUGUCGUGACGUGUCACGCAUGUGAGUUCUUAUUGGUAUGGUGGGCGCAUGUAUGGGUUUUAGGGGCCACAGUUGACGUCGUCGUCGGAAGUAGGUAGUUGAACUUCUCCAGUGUAAUAGGGCGGGGACGUGCGUACAUAUGGAACACAUUUGGAUUUUGCAACCCCUUUAAUUUGUGGAUGAUUUUUAAAUUUAGUAAUGGACUCGUGGGUUUUAGAUUUUAUUUAUGUUGAACAUUUAUAUCAUUCACAUCCUUGAGUA
This is a messenger RNA of Malus domestica (apple), 976 nucleotides long. RefSeq lists its product as uncharacterized. Lineage: Eukaryota; Viridiplantae; Streptophyta; Magnoliopsida; Rosales; Rosaceae. The record is from RefSeq and is a predicted model, not a curated record.